Daucus carota subsp. sativus is the source of this 1646-nucleotide messenger RNA. RefSeq names its product geraniol 8-hydroxylase. Bases 75 to 1568 code for a protein of 497 amino acids. Lineage: Eukaryota; Viridiplantae; Streptophyta; Magnoliopsida; Apiales; Apiaceae. The transcript is spliced from 2 exons. Gene Ontology annotation, molecular function: iron ion binding; monooxygenase activity; oxidoreductase activity, acting on paired donors, with incorporation or reduction of molecular oxygen. The record is from RefSeq and is a predicted model, not a curated record.
UCAUCACACAAAUGAAUAGUCCACGUUACUAUAAAAAAAGGUAGAGACUAAAGAUUUCCGUGCAAUCAACAGAAAUGGAAUACCUUGUCUUAAUAGCAUCCUCCCUAUUUUUCUUAAUUUUAGUACAAUAUCUUUUCGGUUUAUAUGCUAGAUCAAAGCUUCCACCAGGGCCAAUAGGCCUCCCACUCUUUGGCAACCUCUUGCAGAUCGGGCCCAAACCGCAUAAAUCGCUCGCACAGCUAGCCAGAGAGUAUGGCCCUCUGAUGAGGAUCCAACUAGGCAGUGUCACAAAUGUUGUGGUAUCUUCUUCCGAAGUGGCUAGAGAGAUAUUUCAGACUCAUGAUGCUGAGUUCUCCGGGAGGUCUGUCCCUGACGCGGUCGCGGGGGGCCUGCAGAAUCAUGAUGUGGCAAUGCCAUGGAUCUCUGCUGGAGAUCAGUGGAGAACGUUACGUAAAGCCUUGAGUAUUUACCUCACGAAUCCGAAGAAAUUGGAUAAGUUGCAGGAGCUGAGGCUACGAGUUGUGAAAAAAAUGGUUGAUCAUGUCAGGGAAAUUAGUAGGAGAGGAGAAGUUGUGGAUAUUGGGAAGUUGGCGUUUACUACAGCUCUGAAUCAGAUGUCCAACACUUGCUUCUCUGUCGAUGUCGCGGAUUUUGGGUCGAAUCAGGAUGUGAAUGGGUUUCAUUAUGCUGUGAAUACUGUGAUGGAAGUUGAUGGGAAGAUGAAUUUCAGUGACUAUUUUCCUUGGCUUAAAAAAUUUGAUCCGCAGGGUAUAAGGAAAGAUGCUAAGGCUGCUUAUGGUUGGCUAGAUAAACUUUGCGAAAAGUUCAUCAUGCAAAGGAUGAGCCAUAGAGAAUCCAAUCUUCCGCCUCAUGGGGAUCUCUUGGAUUCGUUUCUUGAUUUUCGCCAGGAUAAUCCAGUUGGUUUCGAUGUUAAACAGAUCAAGGUCCUUUUAAUGGAUUUGUUUAUAGCUGGAACUGAUACAAACUCAAGCACAAUCGAAUGGGCGAUGACUGAGCUUAUGAUCCACUCGAAUAUCAUGCAGAAACUACGCGAAGAGAUCAGCGAAAGAAAAAGAGAAAAAGCACAUCUGGAAGAAGCUGAUAUUCUUGAACUGCCAUUCUUACAAUCUGUUCUGAAAGAAACUAUGAGGCUUCACCUAGUGGUGCCUCUUCUUCUGCCCCACAAAUCCGAGACGAAUGUGAAACUCAAUGGCUACACGAUCCCCAAGGAUACUCGAGUCGUGAUCAAUGCUUGGGCAAUUGCACGAGAUCCUAAUUCAUGGGAAAAUCCUAAUCAAUUUACACCAGAAAGGUUCUUGAACUCAGAAGUCGACUACAAAGGUCGAUACUUCAGCUUUGUGCCGUUUGGUUCAGGACGUAGAAUUUGUCCCGGUGUUCGCCUAGCUGAGAGGGUUAUGAGCUUGAUGUUAGUGUCUCUUGUAGGACAGUUCGACUGGGAGCUUCCCAACAACAUGUCGCCUGAGGAGCUGGACCUUGAUGAUACUUUUGGCGUUACCUCGCAAAAGGCUAUCCCACUUGUUUUAAUCCCGAAAACUUUAAAUCACUAGAUGCUUAAACAUAUAUGUUUUCCUUCCUGAUUUAUGUAAAUUAGAUUGGUUUGUUUACACACAGCAAUUUCAUUUCCA